AUGGCUGACUCCGAUGAAGAAUAUGUCGGUGAUGUGACUGAAGAUGAGGAUGAUCUCCAAGUCACCCGAGGUGACAAUCCUCGCGCCAAAAAGAGGAAACAACGGGGAGGCGCAGAGUGGGAGCUCUCCAGAACGUGGGAGACACUCGUCGAGGGAGCCGAUGGUACCAUCAGUUCGACCGUCGAGGGUCUGCUGGAGGCUAAUAAACGAAAAAGGUAUUUGCGACACCCUCUCUCUCUCUCUUCCCUCCCCCAAAGAAGUGUUCAGAUCGCUCAUUGCAACUCUCCUAGGCUCUUGAAAGAUACAACUCCGCUACAGCGCGGUAUCAUUCGACACCUUAUCCUCAUUAUCGACCUGUCGCAAUCCAUGUCCGAGAAGGACCUACGACCCACGAGAUACUUGUUGACCCUCCGAUAUGCGCAGGAAUUUGUGAGGGAAUUUUUCGAACAGAACCCGAUUUCCCAGCUCGGCGUCCUGGGCCUGAGAGAUGGCCUCGCGGUCAGAGUGAGCGACAUGAGCGGAAACCCAACAGAACAUCUCACUGCCAUUCAAAAUCUCAAAACGCAAGAUCCGAAGGGGUUGCCGAGUCUUCAAAAUGGAUUGGAGAUGGCACGCGGUGCUCUUUUCCAUACACCGAGUCACGGCACUCGGGAGGUACUCAUCAUAUUCGGAUCUCUGCUUUCCUCCGACCCCGGUGAUAUCCACCAGACGAUAGGAACUUUGAUCAGCGACAAAGUCCGGGUCAGAAUCGUAGGUCUCGCCGCGCAGGUUGCAAUCUGCCGAGAACUUUGCACCAAAACAAAUGGAGGGGAUGAAACGGCGUAUGGUGUUGCACUGAACGAGCAGCACUUCCGAGAGCUGAUGAUGGAUGUGACGACGCCUCCAGCUGCCUAUUCACAGAAAGAAUCCGCAAGCUCCUUGCUGAUGAUGGGAUUCCCGUCGCGCACGGUGGAAGCCGCUCCAUCUCUCUGUGCUUGCCAUUCCAAGCCUUCGCGAGGAGGCUAUCUUUGUUCCCGGUGCAACAGCAAAGUCUGUAAUCUUCCUGCCGAGUGCCCAUCAUGCGGGCUCACGUUGAUCCUGUCAACCCAUUUGGCAAGAUCAUAUCAUCACCUCUUCCCAUUGAUCAAUUGGGUAGAGGUCCCCUGGCGUCGAGCUUCGAAGAGCUCUGCUUGCUUUGCCUGUGGGAUCACGUUCCCGCCAGUCCCUUCAGAGGAUCAAUGGCAAGUCACAGAGAACCAAACCAAGGGAAUGAGCGUGAGCAGUCGUUAUGAAUGCACCGCAUGUCAUAGCCACUUUUGCAUUGACUGUGAUCUCUUUGCCCAUGAGGUCGUGCAUAACUGCCCGGGUUGUCAGAGCAAAAGUACACAGCAGGUCCCCUCGUAA
Messenger RNA from Penicillium brevicompactum, 1383 nucleotides. RefSeq names its product TFIIH/NER complex subunit SSL1. Gene Ontology annotation, biological process: regulation of transcription by RNA polymerase II; nucleotide-excision repair; DNA-templated transcription. Gene Ontology annotation, cellular component: transcription factor TFIIH holo complex; transcription factor TFIIH core complex. The record is from RefSeq and is a predicted model, not a curated record. The coding region runs from base 1 to 1383 and encodes 460 amino acids. Lineage: Eukaryota; Fungi; Ascomycota; Eurotiomycetes; Eurotiales; Aspergillaceae. The transcript has 2 exons. Gene Ontology annotation, molecular function: zinc ion binding.